AUGGCCGUGGCGCACCAAGGUGGCGUCGUGGCUGGAUUACUACUACUAUUUUUUCUGGGUGGAUGCAAGGCAAGGAUACACAAACUCACCCUGAAGAAUGAAUCUCGCUCUUUCGUCCACCUCAACACUUUUGGCUUUUAUGCCAACGGUACUCUGGAUGUGAACCUACAUUCACUCCGUCUCCAGCAACAACUUGUCAACUACAGUUUGAACCCGGUUGGGUUCACCCUCUCCAGGGCCCGCGUGAGUGGAGUUUUGUCUUACACUGCUGAAGAGACUGGGACGUGCCCUCUCACGAUCACUAAAGUGACCAGCAAUGAACCUCUUAUCCUUUUUCUUAUUAAUAUCAACAGCCCCAGCGUCAAUGUGCGUGUCUUCGGAACUCAAGACAGCGUACUGACUGCUAAACUGAAGGCCAAUGUGCCAACCAAAGAGAAAGGUCAGAAGUCUAAACGGCAGGCUCCUGAGCCGGCUCCAGGAAAUUCAGCAGCAGGAGUUAAAGAUGGCAAUAAAGAUUCUGCCACAACUGCGGAUAAAGCAAAGGCGAAAGCUAAUACGGAGCCCGUUGAUCCAAAGAAAGAGGAUAAAAUAACAGAAAAGACCACGACGGAUAUCCAGUUGGGGUCCACCAAAGAGAUCACACUCGCUUUGGAUAAGAUUAACGACACCUACGCCUUCAAUUUCCACCUACUUUUGGGACAACUUUCCGAAGGGCUGUACAACUUUAACUUCUACUAUUGCCAGAACAUGGUCCCUGGAAUUGCCCUGCCAUACUCCUUUACUCUGGAAGUGACCGAAAAGAAUCCCGGUGGCUUCUUGUCGGCGGCCGAAAUCCCGCUCUCCCGCCUCUACAUCGGAAUGGCCGGCGUCUUUUUCGGGGCCGCCUUGUUGUGGGUUUACACGCUUAUGAAGCACAGGUACAGCGUUUUUAAGAUCCACUGGCUGAUGGCGGCGCUGGCUUUCACCAAGUCCACUUCGCUGGUUUUCCACAGCAUCAACUAUCACUUCAUCAACACCGAGGGACAUCCCAUCGAGGGCUGGGCUGUCAUGUAUUACAUCACUCACCUGCUUAAGGGGGCGCUGCUGUUCAUCACCCUGGCGCUGAUCGGUACCGGCUGGGCUUUCGUUAAGUACAUCCUGUCUGAUAAGGAGAAGAAAAUCUUCAUGAUCGUCAUCCCACUGCAGUGCCUGGCCAACGUGGCUUACAUCAUCAUCGAGUCGACUGAAGAAGGCUCCAGCGAGUAUCCGCUGUGGAAGGAGAUCCUCUUCCUUGUGGACCUCAUCUGCUGCGGUGCCAUCCUCUUCCCUGUUGUCUGGUCCAUUCGUCACCUGCAAGAGGCUUCCAGCACAGAUGGAAAAGCUGCCAUGAAUUUGGAGAAACUUAAACUCUUCCGUCACUACUAUGUCAUGAUCGUGUGUUACAUCUACUUCACAAGGAUUAUCGCUAUUCUGCUCAAGGUUACCAUGCCUUUCCAAUGGCAGUGGUUCUACGAGUUCCUAGUAGAGGUGUCCACGCUCAUCUUCUUCGUGUUGACGGGCUACAAAUUCCGACCGGCCUCCAACAAUCCGUAUCUCCAGCUGCCGCAGGACGAAGAAGACGAAGAGAUGGAUGAAAUAGUGACCGAGUCGGGCGCCCUGGAAGGCAUUUCCAAAGUCAAGAAGACGUCUAAUGGACGCGAGCGGCAAAAGGAGGCCACCUUGUGA
This is a messenger RNA of Nerophis lumbriciformis (worm pipefish), 1704 nucleotides long. The record is from RefSeq and is a predicted model, not a curated record. Lineage: Eukaryota; Metazoa; Chordata; Actinopteri; Syngnathiformes; Syngnathidae.